AUGAUCCACUUCCACAACUUGGCAGGGACGAGAACGACAUCUUGCCCGGCAUGGGCCUUCGUGCCAAUGCUGAACGGGACCACUGCGACGCAAGCGCUCAGAAGGUAUCUGCACUCAGACGGACAAGCUCCACGCUUCCGCACUACACUGGUGGUUGCGGGAGACAUUCUGCGUGACGAAGACCCCUGGAGCAAGCUCGAAGAGAUCCUCAAUGCAGAAGAAGCUCUCACCGUACACUACCUGACACACGCAUGCCAGCCCGGAUUUCGGACAGAAAUUCAGGAUAGCAUCCAUGCCAGAUCUGCCGCCGCACUACAACGUCUGCUGGAGAGGUAUGCGGACCCCAACAUGCCCCUGCAGAUGUUCAACCACAACACGGACUGGCGGCCGCUGCAUCUGGCGACCUGCCUCGGCGCCAAGAACAUCGUCCGUCUUCUGCUGAUGGCCGAGGCCAAUGUGGAGGAGGGACAUCCAAGCAAGCCUCUGGCCACGGCCUGCCUGCACGGAGACGCGCAGAUUGGAGGCCUGCUGCUACAGGCAAGGGCCAACCCCAACACUGAAGAUGGCAACGGACAGGCGCCCCUUCACAUUGCCGCAGCCGUCGGCAGCACACGACUGGUGCGCUUGCUCAUACAAAGUGCCGCUGACAUAGAACAGCGCGGAAGCCGCCAGCAAAGCGCUCUACACGCAGCAGCCCUGAAUGGCAGCCCGGCACUACUUCGACUCCUGAUCUCGUCCGCAGCAGACAUUGCUGCGCAAGACUGCAAGGGCCGGUGCCCGCUGGACCUCCUGCCGUCAAGAGCAAGCUUCACACAGCGCUUCCGCUGCAGACAGCUCUUAGACAAGAGGUCGAACCCACAGCUCGGAGCCCACUGCAAGGUAGCUGGCAAGAAAGG
Molecule: messenger RNA, 896 nt
Organism: Symbiodinium pilosum
Lineage: Eukaryota; Dinophyceae; Suessiales; Symbiodiniaceae
Source: the annotation of a GenBank genome assembly